Scleropages formosus (Asian bonytongue) is the source of this 889-nucleotide messenger RNA. RefSeq names its product multiple coagulation factor deficiency 2, ER cargo receptor complex subunit (gene mcfd2). Gene Ontology annotation, molecular function: calcium ion binding. The record is from RefSeq and is a predicted model, not a curated record. Bases 163 to 615 code for a protein of 150 amino acids. NCBI's taxonomy places the organism in Eukaryota, Metazoa, Chordata, Actinopteri, Osteoglossiformes, Osteoglossidae. The transcript is spliced from 4 exons.
UUGAGCUGAACUACGGAGCGCAACUUGGGCCAAAAAAACAUUUAUCAUUAAAGAAACACACAACACGCCGCAAGAAACUGUUCGUGUAAUCAGGCUCGGGGAUCGUUAAAUAUUUCCAGUGUUGGCUGAACUUCUUCAGAGCGGUAUUUCUGUGACAGCCCAAUGAGAAUGCUGUGGAAAGGUAGGAGAAUACAGGAUGUGAGUCUAGGCUCACUGCUGCUAGUCGCUGUCCUGGUGUCCGUCCACAUCCAUGCUCAUCAGGAGGUCUCAGAGGGUCAUCAGCAAAGUAUGCGCCUGGACAAGAACAUGGUGCAGGACAAAGACCAUGUCAUGGAGCACCUGGAGGGUGUGAUCGAGAAGCCGGAGUCAGACAUGACGCCCCAGGAGCUGCAGCUGCACUACUUCAAGAUGCACGACUACGAUGGUAACAACCUGCUAGAUGGGCUGGAGCUAGCCACUGCCAUUACGCACGUGCACAAAGAGGAGAGAGGAGCAGACAGUCAACCCAUGAAAGAGGAAGACCUCAUCAGCUUGAUAGAUGAUGUCCUCAGGGAUGAUGAUAAAAACAAUGAUGGCUACAUUGACUAUGCAGAAUUUGCAAAGUCACUUGAGUAAAGAAAGCAGAUGUAAGGAAGGCUGACUGACCAACUGUGAAAUGGCCUCAAGAGCUGAAAUGCACAUAACCACAGCCCCAUUUCUGGAAGACCUCAAGAAGCAAUUUAAUGUAACUGUUUCCAAUUUGCAACUUAAUUCAGAGGAGUUACUGUAAUUUGACUCAGUGGGACUGAAGUAGCUCAGAAAUGCCAGCAUAAACAUUUCAGAUACAACUGUGUUAUACUGCCAAACUUGUCUACUGUGUGCAAUAAAGUGCUGUAAUAAUUUACUGAAA